This is a messenger RNA of Symbiodinium sp. CCMP2456, 936 nucleotides long. The record is from the annotation of a GenBank genome assembly. NCBI's taxonomy places the organism in Eukaryota, Dinophyceae, Suessiales, Symbiodiniaceae.
AUGGCUCUCCGGCUUUUCCUCCUGGCCACCUCGGCAGUUGCGACACCGGAACCUGUAGGUCCUGUUUGCUCCGGCUCCAUCGAACUUCAGGGCCACGGUCCCAUUCAAACAGCCAACGCCCACUGGAAUGUGCCAGGAGAAUUGGCCGGAGACGUGGAAGUCAACGAUGGAGUUAUUGACGUAUUCAUGAAGGGCCGAACGUACUUCUCAGAGACUUGCUUGCCCACUCAGUUCAGCAACAGCCACUAUGCCAAGCUCUAUUUGCUUGGAAAGAGCUUGCGAUGGACCACUGACAUCUCACAGACAGACUGUGGGUGCAAUGCAGCGUUUUACCUCGGUUCACUUCACCAAAACUCCGACAUCUCAAAAUGCGAAGACCAUUACUGCGAUGCCAACGACGUUUGUGGUGUGCGCUGUACGGAAAUAGACUUGCAAGAGGCUAACAAGUAUGCUUUCCACUCUGUGUUGCAUCUGCCAGACGACAAUUCCGGCAUGGGACUAGGGUACGGUGGUGGAGGUUUAGAUUGGAGCUGGCACCGAGACUGGACCAAAGAAGAGUAUGGUCCGGGGGCCAACUGCAUUGACACCAACUAUCCCUUUGAGGUCGAAGUCGGGUUUCCUGUUGGGAGCGAUGGUCAACUUGUGGCGAUAACAACCCGGCUGGCCCAACCUGGAAGUCCAUGUGAGCUGACUGCACAGGUCUUGACGGAUUCCUACACUUUCAAGGGACGGAAGAGCACGAAUGAGCUUACCCAAGCCCUCCAUGAAGGAAUGACGCCCAUCGUCAGCUAUUGGAGUGCCGAGGACAUGCAGUGGAUGAAUGGCGUAGGUGCAGAUGGGUUGGGCCCGUGUGCCGAAGACGUCCCGGAGCAGUGCGGAGCAUCCGUCCAAUUCUAUGGCUUCGCAAUGGAAAGUUUGGAAGAAAGGCUCAUCUGA